AUGAGGAACAGCAGGUUCACGUACCACUGGUUUACGGAGAGAAAACCGUUCACUUGGACAGAGGAGGAGGAGGAGGAGGAAGAGGAGGAGGAGGAGGAGGAGGAGGAGGGAGAGGAGGAUGAGGAUGAGGAGGAAGAGGAGGAGGAGGAGGUGGGAGAGGAGGGAGAGGAGGAGGAGGAGGAGGAGGGAGAGGAGGGAGAGGAGGGAGAGGAGGAGGAGGAGGAGGAGAGGAGGGAGAGGAGGAGAGGAGGAGGAGGAGGAGGAGGAGGAGGAGGAGAGGGAGAGGAGGAAGGGAGGAGGAGGAGGAGGUGGGAGAGGAGGGAGAGGAGGAGGAGGAGGAGGAGGGAGAGGAGGGAGAGGAGGAGAGAGGAGGAGGAGGAGGAGGAGAGGAGGGAGAGGAGGAGGAGGAGGAGGAGGGAGAGGAGGGAGAGGAGGGAGAGGAGGGAGAGGAGGAAGAGGAGGAGGAGGAGGAGGGAGAGGAGGGAGAGGAGGAUGAGGAUUGAGGAGGAAGAGAGGAGGAGGAGGAGGGAGAGGAGGGAGAGGAGGAGGAGGAGGGAGAGGAGGAAGAGGAGGAGGAGGAGGAGGGAGAGGAGGAGGGUGUGUUGGUUUGUGGUGCUUCUGCUUCUGCUACUUUUUAAUAUAUAUUAUUAUUACCCUGGAGUUAUCGAGUGA
Knipowitschia caucasica is the source of this 672-nucleotide messenger RNA. The record is from the annotation of a GenBank genome assembly. Lineage: Eukaryota; Metazoa; Chordata; Actinopteri; Gobiiformes; Gobiidae.